AAUUUUCUCUGCUACUAGGCCCUAAAGUGAUUCCUAAAGCGAGAAAUUUUCCAGAGUUUUCAUCGAGAUGUUGGAGGGAAGAGCAGUGGUGCGAGAAACCGACAUGCCAGAGGAAACGCAAGCCCAUGUAAUGGAGUUAGCGUACAAGUCCCUUGAUCUGUAUGAAUCCUCCGAUUGUCAAUCCAUCGCUCAUCAUAUCAAACAGAGCUUUGAUGAAGCUUAUGGGCCUUCUUGGCACUGCGUGGUGGGCAAGGACUUCGGUUCGUGCAUCACUCAUUUGCGUGGGAGCUUCAUUUUCUUCCAUGUGGACAUGAUGGCGUUUCUCAUCUUCAAGGACGGGAAGGACUUCUCCGAGAGCAAGGAGGAGGCGAUCGGAGUGCGGCGCAAAAACGGCUUUGAUGCCUGAAGUAUAAAGAUAAUCUUACAAAUGCAAGAAGUGUUAGCAAACCUAUAUACACUACAGACUUCUUAAAGUUCUCGUGUUUUAUUUUAAUCUACAGAAAAAAUCAAGCGGAAUAAUUAAGAAGCGUCAGGAAAGUAGUACCGGUAGAGGAAGGUUGGCAUUGUCAGUGAGGAAGAGAGAAUCUGCAGCCCAAGGACUAGAAAUGGUUUCGGGUCAAUGGGAUUUCUAAACCUCAGGAUGCAGAUUAUCCGAUCCUCACCCAAAUAUGAUCAGCAAAAUAUCAAACUUUGGCAGGAAACAAGGGACUUGUGUAUGUAUUUCUCUAGCUAGAGAGUGAUCAUGGAGGAUAAAGCAAAGAGUUAGAUGUGUUCGAAAUUAUA
Punica granatum (pomegranate) is the source of this 783-nucleotide messenger RNA. The record is from RefSeq and is a predicted model, not a curated record. Lineage: Eukaryota; Viridiplantae; Streptophyta; Magnoliopsida; Myrtales; Lythraceae.